ACAAGUUUAAAGAUGGGGGUGACCAACAUGUUGUAAGCUGCAAGAGCUGACAAAUCACUUUACUACAGAUCAGCAUACAGUUGUGUAAGAAAAGAAGGCGUGACUUCCUGUGUGAUGCAUUUAUUUGCUGUGAGGAAAGUGAAACUGUCGAGUCAUUCCCUGUUGUCGAGAGGUGAAAUGGCGCAGCAAAGGAAUCAAGCACCAGAGGAGAAAUUCUGCUGUUCGAUCUGUCUGGAUCUACUGAAGGAUCCGGUGACUAUUCCCUGUGGACACAACUACUGCAUGAACUGUAUUAAAACCUCCUGGGAUGAAGAAGAUCAGAGAGGAACCUACAGCUGUCCUCUGUGCCGAGAGACUUUCUCCUCGAGGCCUGUCCUGGUGAAAAACACCAUGUUGGCAGAGUUAGUGGAGGAACUGAAGAAGACUGGACACCAAGCUGCUCCAGCUGAUCACUGCUAUGCAGAACCUGGAGAUGUGGCCUGUGAUGUCUGCAUUGGGAGGAAGCUGAAAGCCUUCAAGUCCUGUCUGGAUUGUCGGGCCUCUUACUGUGAACAACACCUUCAGCCUCACUACCAAUCUCCUACUUUUAAAAAACACAAACUUGUCGAAGCCUCUGUUAAUCUUCAGGAGAGCAUCUGCUCCCAUCACGAUGAGGUGAUGAAGAUUUUCUGCCGAACUGAUCAGGAGUGUAUCUGUUAUCUCUGUUUAAUGGAUGAACAUAAAGGCCACGACACCAUCUCAGCUGCAGCAGAAAGGACCAAGAAGCAAAAGGAGCUCGGUGAAAGUCGGCAAAACAUCCAGCAGAAAAUCCAGGAACGUGAAAAAGAUGUGAAGCUGCUUCAGAAAGAGAUGGAAACUAUCAAUCGCGCUGCAGAUAAAACAGUGGGGGACAGUGAGAAGAUCUUUACGGAGUUGAUCUGUGUCAUUGAGAAAAGAAGCUCUGAGGUGAAGGAGCAGAUCAGAUCCCAACAGAAAACUGAAGUGAGUCGAGUCAAAGAGCUUCAGGAGAAGCUGGACCAGGAGAUUGCUGAACUAAAAAGGAAAAACGUCGAGCUGGAGGAGCUCUCACGCUCAGAGGAUCCCACCCAGUUUCUUCAAAGUUACUGCUCACUGUCAAAACGUACUGGAUCUACAAACUCACCAAUACCAAAACACAACCGUUUGUGGUACUUUGAGGAUGUGAUGGAAGCUGUGACAGCAGCAAGUGAUAAAAUGCAAGAAAUUCUUUCUGAGAAACUGCCUUUAGCAGAGCCUACGACCAGAGCUGAGUUCUUACAAUAUUCAUGUCAAAUCACAAUGGAUCCAAACACAGCAGGCACAUCUCUGGAUUUAUCAGAGGGGAACAGAAAAAUAACAUAUGUAAAAAAUAAACCAUAUCCUGAACAUGCAGACAGAUUCCUUCAGGCAACUCAGGUCCUGAGUGAAGACGGACUGACUGGACGGUGUUACUGGGAGGUGGAGAUGAGCAGAAGACCUGCUUCAGUAGCAGUCGCUUACAAGAGUAUUGGCAGAUCAGGUGACCUUCAUGCACGUUUAUUUGGAUUCAAUAAGAAGUCUUGGGCAUUACGUUGUGACAAUAGUUACAUCUUUAGACAUGACAACUGCUCACUCAGAAUCUCAGGCCCCAACUCCUCCAGAAUAGGAGUGUACCUGGAUCACAGCGCAGGUAUUCUGGCCUUCUUCAGCGUCUCUGAAACUAUGACUCUCCUCCACAGAGUCCAGACCACAUUCACUGAGCCGCUCUAUGCUGGAGUUUGGCUUUUGGGCUUUUGUGGAGAUACUGCUGAGUUUUGUAAACCAAGGUAAUCAUGAAAAGCCAGAGAACAGGUUAAUAUCAAAGAAAUGUAUCAUAACCUCUGCAGGACAUGAAUAAAAGAGGCAGUUUAGGAUUAAGUGAUUUAACUCAGGGUGGAUGGUGUUAUUGGAACAUUUUGUGUUUUUAUCAAAUGCAGAAUGUGUAAAUAUGUGUGAUCGUUUCAACCCAUGCCUCGUGUAAAACAGGAAGUCAGGAGUCAACAUUAUAUUCACUUCCCAGAAAAGACUCUGAGGCAGUGAGUAAAACUGAUAAUCAAUUAUUUGAGUGACUGUUAAACUUGUUCAUUAUUUGGUGGAUUUCUGUUUUUCUCUUUAAUAUUUAUAUUUAUUUAAUAUAUUCUAUGUGUGACACAUAAGAUAACUACAUAUUACUGUCUAGUCCUCUGAUGCUAUGCAAAGGUUUUAUUGAUGCGACUGUAAAUACGCAAAUUUAUAAUACCUAACAAUAUAUUUUAUGCUGUUAUUGGAUACAUUUAAUUGGUAGAGGAACUAAAGAUGUUUUCUGAAGACGCAUUUUAAAUGAGAAUGAUGAUGAAAUGUAAAAUGUAAUUAACUCCUGCCUGAGAUUUUCUAAAUUCA
Molecule: messenger RNA, 2394 nt
Organism: Sander lucioperca (pikeperch)
Lineage: Eukaryota; Metazoa; Chordata; Actinopteri; Perciformes; Percidae
Product: tripartite motif-containing protein 16-like
Exons: 1
Coding region: 115-1806 (563 amino acids)
Molecular function (GO): zinc ion binding; protein binding
Source: RefSeq, a predicted model, not a curated record